Messenger RNA from Solanum pennellii, 2196 nucleotides. RefSeq names its product putative late blight resistance protein homolog R1B-14. The record is from RefSeq and is a predicted model, not a curated record. Gene Ontology annotation, molecular function: ADP binding. NCBI's taxonomy places the organism in Eukaryota, Viridiplantae, Streptophyta, Magnoliopsida, Solanales, Solanaceae. The transcript is spliced from 2 exons. Gene Ontology annotation, biological process: defense response to other organism.
AUGUCUACUUGUGCACACGAAGGGCAUAAUGAAUCCAAGUUAAGGGAUACGUUCUUGGAGGUUAAAAAUAUGGUUGGGUUGACUAAAGAAGCAAAUGAAGUGAUGGAGCGGCUUCAGAUUGUUGGAGGAACAGAGGAGGUAGAAUGCAUAGCUAUUGUGGGUAUGACUGGACUUGGAAAAACCACACUGGCAAGAAAAUUAUGGAGUGAUUCUCAGAUUACAGAUAAAUUUUGCAAGAACAUUUGGGUUUCUGUCGGACAGUCGAACCAACUAAUUUUUGUGAUUCUCAAAUCAUCUACAGGACCUAAUCAAGAAUUUCGCUGUAAUGGUGAGAAUGAAUUAGCUAAAUUAAUAGCUCUGUUUGUGACUGAACAACACAUGAGGUGUCUCGUUGUGUUGGACAAUGUGUGUGGUAGCGGACUUGUGAAUUUUUUCAAAAAUGUUCUCCCAGAAAACAACAAAGGACAUAGGAUCUUGAUGACCACUCGCCGCAGAGAUGUGGCAGCUAGUUGUGCAAGUAAGGAACCUUAUCAUCUCAAGUUUCUCGAUGGAGAAGACAGUUUUCGGUUGCUGGAAAAGAUAGUUUUUGACAAUGGAAUUAGGCAUAGGAAGGAUGAGUUAGUAGAGGUUGGAAAGAGUAUUGCAAGUAAAUGUGGAGGAUUACCACUCGCAAUAGAGGUAAUUGCUGGAGCUCUAAAAGUUAAUCAGACCGCGUAUUAUUGGAAAAGGGUAGAGAACAAUUUUUGGCAGUUUGUUGUGAGAGAAAAUGACACAUCAAGCUGCUGGAAAAUUGUGGAAGCCAGUUAUGGAAGUUUGUCCUCCGAAAUGAAGGCGUGCUUCUUGUAUUGCCUAGCAUUUCCGAAAGGCUAUGAUAUCCCUUUUCAGAUGUUGAUUAGCUUGUGGAUGGCGGAGGGGCUAAUAGAGUCAAAUCCAAUAAAUUUCUCUUCCCCUAAGGACAAAGCAGAGGAUCAUUUGAUGGAGUUUGAGAAUUUGAACCUUGUGACUGUGUCGAGAGAGAUUACUGGUUCGAUAAAAAGGAUCAAAUGUAAUGAAAUAUUCUAUGACUUCUACAAGAUGGAGGUGACUAAAGAAAGUGUUUUUCAACAACUAGGUCAAACACAUGAUCUUCCAUCAAUAAACGAUCCAGAUAUUUCUCGUCGAUUGCAUAUUGAAUCAUCUCAUCUUUCAGAUUUUAUCUCCCAAAAUCCUAGUGCAGAACAUGUUAGAUCUUUCUUAUGUUUCCCCUCGGAUGAUCGUGUUGCUAAUGUUGACAUUCAACUCAUCCCGAAAGCAUUUCCACUUCUCAGGGUUUUGAAAAUUGAAUCAAUCAACAUACCCUCCUUGAAGAAUCUUGACCAACUAUUUCAUCUGAGGUACAUUUCUAUCUCAGGUAAUUUCAUGGAACUUCCUGCAUUCUUUACUAAGUUUUGGAGUUUACAAUCUAUUAUAAUUAAUACAUCCCACCCCACUCUCGACGUAAAAGCAAACAUAUGGAACAUGUCAAAGUUGACGCAUUUGAAGACCAACAAACCUUGUAAAUUGCCUCUCCCUUCAACCCAAAAGGGAAAACGCUCCUCCUGUCCGCUGCAGACUCUUUCUAAGAUUUCACCUCAAACUUGCAACAAAGACGUGCUCGGAGAGGCUUCCAACAGCCUCAAAAAAUUGAGUAUACAAGGGAACAUAGAAGAUUCUCUUAAAACUAACAGCGACAGAUUCAGCACGUUUGAAGGGUUUCAAACUUUUGAAAAGUUUGAGUGCCUAGAAAAUUUGAAACUGAUAAGUGAUGUCCCUUGCCAUAGUAAUGCUUUUCAGCUUCCAAAAGUAUUAUUCAGAUUUCUACUCAAGCUUAAGAAGUUAACUUUGUCAAACACAAUGUUCGAUUGGAAAUAGGCGACUAAACUGGGCCAACUGUGAUGCCUGGAGGUCCUAAAGUUGGAAAAGGAGGCAUUCACAGGGAGUAUAUGGAAGCCGGAGGAAAAUGAAUUUCGGAAACUGCACAUCUUGUCGAUUCAUAGUGAUGACCUCCAUACUUGGGUGGCUUCAAAAUCUCACUUCCCCGAGCUUAGGGUACUUGUUCUUGAGUGUCCUCAGCUCGAGAGUGUGCCAGCUGAACUAUCUCAGUUUCUGCAACAGUGCUCCGAAAAGCAUCAAUUCUUUGCUCAUUUGUAUGAAGCUGAUCCCAGGGCCACUCAGUGA